AUGAAAGAACAAGGGACGGAGAAUGGGAGCCAUAAGCGACACCCGCUUGAUAUCUUCAUCGGCUCUUACAUCUCCACUUGAGAAUGGUGCGUUGUUCUUGUCCUUGCUGAAGAAGAAUAAGCUAUCUUCUUUCAAUUUAAUCAGGGUCUCAAGGAAUUCUUUCAACUAUAAAAGAAUUUCUUGUAAACUCUCCGAGAGUGGAAUUGAGAUGAAACCUACAAGCAAUGAAGUCUCAAGCAGCUCCAAGAACAAAAUGGAAGAGUACAACAUAGCCAUGAAGAGAAUGAUGAGGAACCCCUAUGAGUAUCACCAUGAUCUUGGCAUGAACUAUACAUUGAUUACUGAAACCCUGAUCGUGGGUUCCCAACCUCAGAAAGUUGAAGACAUAGAUCAUCUGAAACAGGAACAGAAUGUUGCCUACAUUCUUAACUUGCAGCAGGACGGAGACAUUGAGUAUUGGGGAAUAGACCUGCAGUCUAUAGUCAACAGAUGUAAAGAACUUGGAAUUCGUCACAUGAGAAGGCCUGCAAGAGAUUUUGAUCCAGAUUCCUUGAGAAGUGGAUUGCCUAAAGCUGUUUCUUCCUUGGAAUGGGCCAUUUCAGAGGGAAAAGGAAGAGCAUAUGUGCAUUGCACUGCUGGAUUGGGCAGGGCUCCUGCUGUUGCAAUUGCUUACAUGUUUUGGUUUUGUGGCAUGGAUCUAAAUAUGGCAUACAGUACACUUACUUCAAAGAGGCCUUGUGGACCUAGUAAAAGAGCAAUACGUGGGGCUACUCAUGACUUAGCCAAAAAUGAUCCCUUGAAGGAGCCUUUUGAGAGUCUUCCAGAUUAUGCUUUUGAAAAUACAGCAGAUUGGGAGAGAAAACUUAUUCAGGGUCGCAUCCGCUCCCUCCGCGGAACUUGAGUAUGCUGGUAAAUUUUAUGUUUUUUUUUAAUGUCUUAUACAAUAUGUAUCGAUGAAAGUCACAAAGGUCAUAAGCCUCUUAUGAUUGCAAUUAUAAUGCGCCAAAAGCAAUGAACAUCAUAAAAUAUCAGACUAGUUCAGAGUAGAUAGUUUUAUUUUCCUUCUCUGCAAAAAUGGAAAAUAUUUGUCUUCAACCUUCUAAUAAUCAUAUGAAUCUUCGAACAACUCUUACAUAUAUUGUAACUGUAUGCAUGCUGACAGUUAUUCUCGUGUCCCAUCAGGUCUGUUGCGUAUUAGAAGUGAUCUUGAGGUCAGUUUUCUAAAGCGC
Ilex paraguariensis (yerba mate) is the source of this 1229-nucleotide messenger RNA. The record is from the annotation of a GenBank genome assembly. Lineage: Eukaryota; Viridiplantae; Streptophyta; Magnoliopsida; Aquifoliales; Aquifoliaceae.